UUUCUCUCUUUUAUUCUUAUAAUAUAUAACGAUAUAUAUAAAUUCACAUUUCUAUAUUUUUAUAUAUUUAAUAAAGUUAUAUGGAUUUUACUUGGGUAAACGACGGGCAAAAUCCUCGUAAUAAAACCCCUACUAAUUUAAUAUCUUCAUCACCUGUCAGAACAUCAAAUGAUAUGAAUAAACAAAAUAAUAGCAAUAAAGUGUCUUCGCGUUUAUCAUUUACACAAAAUUUAACGUCUUCUUCUUCUACUAAUACCACGACUUCUUUAAGAAGAUCGCGUGCUGAUACUAUGCCUUCUCAAUCUUCGGCUUUUCCUUAUGCAACAGACAUGUUCUCAAAUGUCAUGACUCUCAAUGAUGAUAACAAUGACAAUAACAAUAACAAUAAUAGUAACAAUAAUAAUAAUAAUAAUAAUAAUAAUAAUAAUAAUACCAGUUCUUUACCUCUUUCUUCUCGUCAUCGUUCUGGAUCCCUUUCACUUCCACAUCAUGAGUUGGGUGAAACUAUUAGAUAUUCUAAUACACCUUUUGAUUAUAUUCCUUAUGAUCCUUCAAGUCCAAUUGACGAAAAUGCUUCGAGUACAAUUGCUUCGACAUUAGCUUCUCUCGGCCUUGAUGACGAAAACCAUACCCAUUCUUCAAAUAAAAAUACAAAUUUUGUUGAUACUCAGCAUCAUACUCGUGCUCGUUCUUAUACCGUCACAGAUCAAUUAGAAAAUGAAUUGUCGUCCUCAAGACUUCCCCAAUUUAGUCCUUUUUCACCUCAUACAAGGUCUAAUUUAUUGCAUCGUCCUAGAGCAAUCAGUUUAGGUAUGGCUGAUUCCUUUUCACCUUUUGACAUGUCUCAAAACAAUUCAUCUGUUAUGAUACCUAAUCCAUCUUCCAACGUAUUUCCUCAAUCGCGCCUAAGACAACAAAUUCAACCUGAUUCACCACUUAGACCCUCGUAUAGUACUAACAAUUUAAUGGAAAUGAACGUAGAGCACAUGUAUAACUUGGUUGACGAUCAGGAUUUAUAUGGUCCACCUGAUGAUGCUGAUUCACCUUCAUCGACACAAGCACAAAUACCUUCUCGUGCACUUUGGUUAGGCAAUGUCAAUCCAAGUGUCAAUGUACCCGAACUUAUGAAACUAUUUUCUGUUUAUGGUCAAGUUGAAAGUGCAAGAAUUUUAUCAGAUAAAGAAUGCGCAUUUGUCAACUUUACAACAGUAGAAUCCGCUGUAGCAGCGAAAACAGAUUUAGAAACAAGAUUGGGCUCAAAACUAGGUGGAACACCUGUUCGUGUUGGUUAUGGUAAAGCGGAUGUUAAUUUAGCGAUGGCUCUUUCAAGUGAGGCAGGUCCAAAUGCUCAAGGCCCAACUCGUGCUUUAUGGGUCGGUAAUAUUCCUGCUAAUAUGAAUCCAACUAUUCUACAAACGAUAUUUCAAGCAUUUGGCCCAAUUGAAUCAGUACGGGUGUUAUCCCAUAAAAAUUGUGGCUUUAUCAAUUUUGAGCAUCAAGAGGAUGCAGUGCGUGCUAGGAAGGCGUUUCAAAAUAGAGAAAUCCUCGGUCCUGGUACUGGACCUGUUCGUAUUGGAUUUGCUAAAGUAUUACUUAACAAUCCAGAUGAAACGGAAGAAGUUUCUGGAACAACAACAACAACAACAACAACAACGACACAUGGUCAGGUUACACCACCUCAACUCAUUGCUUCUCAACCUUCUUUAAAUUUAAAUAUUAAUAAUAAUACGCUUAAUUCUACAUUGAACAAUGCACGAACAGUGAUGGCGCUUCAAUCAGCAGCGGCUUCUUCCGGUGCAGAUACCUUUCAAGCUACUCAAUGGGCAACAGCUGUCAUGAUGACAAAUAUGAUGAUGAAUGCUUCAGGUCAACAACAAACAACUCAACCUAACUUGUAUACUGCUAUUGCUUCUGAAAGACAAUUAAUUAUGCAACAAUUAGGUCAAGACUCUUUUAAAGCCGUAAAAGAGGAUCGCAUACCAUUAACUUAUUUCACUGUUAUUCCUGCUGUUCCAGAAUUCAAUUCUGAUAGAAAAGUAGAGCCCCUUCGCUUACGUGAAAUGAGAAAAUAUUUAGAAAAAGAAGAACAAUUAUCAUUAGAAGAGAUAGAAUCAAUAGCUACUGAAUGUAUGGAUAACAUAGUUGAACUAUGUAGUGAUUAUAUUGGCAAUACUGUCAUUCAAAAAUUAUUUGAACAUUGUUCAGAAGAGUCCAAGUUUAAAAUGCUUCAAAAAAUCGCACCUUUCUUAGCCUCCAUUGGUGUUCAUAAAAAUGGUACCUGGGCGGCUCAAAAGAUUAUAGACUAUUCAAAUACAUCAGAACAGAUCCAAUUAAUUCAACAAUACAUUGCUCCUUAUGUGCCUUUAUUGUUGCUGGAUCAGUUUGGAAAUUAUGUUGUUCAAUGCUGUUUACGUAAAGGACCAACAUAUAAUCAAUACAUAUUUGAUGCUAUUGUAGAUAAAUGCUGGGAAAUUGGUCAAGGUCGAUUUGGUGCUCGUGCUGUUAGAUCUAUUCUCGAAAAUCCAAUCAUUACUAAAGAGCAACAAGUAUAUGUUGCAUCAGCUAUUGUCCAAAACACUGUUCUACUUACGACAAAUGCAAAUGGUGUGUUAUUACUCAAUUGGUUUUUGGAUUCCUCUGGACUUGUAGGUCGUUAUCGUGUAUUAUGUCCACGACUUUUACCCUAUUUAAACAAGCUCUCAUCUCAUAAAUUGGGAUCUAUUACUGUAUCCAAGGUUGUGAAUCAAUUUGAAGAGCCUGAUGCUUCUGCAUUAAUAUUAAGUGCACUUUCAGACAAAGCCAAGAGAGAACUGUUAAAUAACAAAAAAUAAUAGCAUCCUAUUGUUUAGUGAAAUAUAUAUUUAUAUUAUUUUCUAAUAUCUUAUAGAUACAUACAUACAUAUAUAUACAUACAUACACACACACUCACUCACACACACACACACACACACACACACACACACACACAC
Molecule: messenger RNA, 2969 nt
Organism: Cokeromyces recurvatus
Lineage: Eukaryota; Fungi; Mucoromycota; Mucoromycetes; Mucorales; Mucoraceae
Exons: 8
Coding region: 81-2831 (916 amino acids)
Molecular function (GO): RNA binding
Source: RefSeq, a predicted model, not a curated record